Messenger RNA from Brassica rapa (field mustard), 675 nucleotides. RefSeq names its product chlorophyll synthase, chloroplastic-like. Lineage: Eukaryota; Viridiplantae; Streptophyta; Magnoliopsida; Brassicales; Brassicaceae. The record is from RefSeq and is a predicted model, not a curated record.
UUUUCUCUGUUUUUCUUUUUGUAAUAGUUGUGUUAUUUGUUGCAGUAAACCACAAUUGGGCAUGUAGAUCACGGGAAGACUGCUUUGACUGCUGCAAUCACAAAGGUUCUUGCUGAAGAGAGAAAAGCUAAAGCUAUUGCCUUUGAUGAAAUUGAUAAAGCUCCCGAAGAGAAGAAGAGAGGAAAUACUAUUGCUACAUGGGAGCAUUGAGAGAUUCAUCACAGAGUGGAGCAUUGGGAGCAUCUCGUGGUAGUGGUCUGCAUUAUGUUGGGCAUACCACUCCCGCUUUGUUCUAUCUUGCUUUGGGAGGGUCCUUGUUAUCUUAUAUAUACUCUGCUCCACCUCUUAAGUUGGGAAUAGCGAUUGUUUAUAACUUCAAAAGUGUUGAAGGAGACAGAGCAAUGGGCCUUCAGUCUCUCCUAGUAGCUUUUGGCACUGAGGCUGCAAAAUGGAUAUGCGUUAGUGCUAUAGACGUUACUCAGAUCUCUGUUGCCGGUAUGUAGUAUGACUUCUAUUUCUUGUGCUUGAUCUUAUGAACUAGAGGAUCAUUAGUGAAUGUCUAUUCUGGUUGUAGUGUAUCUUGUAGUGAAAGUAUUGUUUUUAAAACUCUUCUCCAAACAAGUGUAAAACAAAUUCUCUCCUUCUCUAUAUAAAAUCAUCUACAUUCCUUCUUUA